This is a messenger RNA of Lycium barbarum (goji berry), 1039 nucleotides long. Its product is annotated as plasmodesmata-located protein 4-like. The transcript is spliced from 4 exons. The record is from RefSeq and is a predicted model, not a curated record. Gene Ontology annotation, biological process: plasmodesmata-mediated intercellular transport; transport of virus in multicellular host. Lineage: Eukaryota; Viridiplantae; Streptophyta; Magnoliopsida; Solanales; Solanaceae. Gene Ontology annotation, cellular component: plasmodesma. Bases 9 to 905 code for a protein of 298 amino acids.
UCUCCCAAAUGGGAUAUUUUUCAUCAUCAAAUCCUUCAUCUUACCUUCAUUAUUAUCAAUUCCUCCUCAAAAUAUUCCUUCUUAAUUUGAUGUUACAAUCAGCUAACUCCAAUAAGAUAGAUUUACAUCAAUUAGUUUUCACAACAUGUAUUACUCAAAACCAAACAUUCCAAAAUUAUGAUAGUAUUUCAAAGUUAUCAAUUGCUUCAUCUCUAUUUCAAGAAUUUCUUGAUAAGUCCUUAGAAUCAAAGUUUUUUGAGACUUAUGCCGGGGAUGAAAAUAUAGCCAUCUUGGGAUUAUUUCAGUGCAGAAAUGACCUUAAUUACAAUGAAUGUCAUAUUUGCACAAAUAGACUUGUUGACAUUUAUAGCCAUUUUUGUGGAGAAAGACUCCCUGCUAGAGUUCAACUCUCUGGCUGUUAUUUGGAUUACAAGGCAGAGGAAGAAAGGGAGAUUUCUAAGCUUCAAAUGCUUCAUAAGGUCUGCAGCAGAAAAAAGGCGAAUUCGCGUAGCUUUUUGGAGGAAAUGAGCUAUGCAUUUGCUGAAAUUGAGAGCUGUGGAAUGAAUGGAAAUGGAUUUUGUGAUUUGAGUUAUGGAAAAGUUCAUGUCAUGGCACAAUGUGUUGGGAAUUUAGGUGGUUGUGAUUGUGGUGAAUGUGUGCACAAAGCAGUGCAAAUUGUUCAUGAUGAAUGUGCAUAUUCUUUAGCUGGUGAAGUGUAUUUGGAUGGAUGUUAUUUGAGCUAUAACUAUGGUAAAUAUAAGAUUUCUCAUGAAGGGAAAGGAUCUAAGGAAGGUACACAGAAAUUGGCAGCAAUCGUAGCAGGAGGCAUAUUGGCUGCUAUUUUGUUAGGUGCAGUUUUUUACUUCAUGAAGUCUUGUGGCAAGAAGGAUGAUGAUUAUUGGUGAACCAAGAUGGAGAGUGGGUUUGAACUUAAUCAAUGGGGUAGUCACAAGAUACGAAACUGAGUGGGUUUAAUUUAUUCAAUAGAGAAAUUUAGUUCUUAUCUCCUACAUUAUUUCCCUUAUUAUGUAUAUAUAUA